Ziziphus jujuba (common jujube) is the source of this 1552-nucleotide messenger RNA. Its product is annotated as protein DJ-1 homolog D-like. Bases 159 to 1340 code for a protein of 393 amino acids. NCBI's taxonomy places the organism in Eukaryota, Viridiplantae, Streptophyta, Magnoliopsida, Rosales, Rhamnaceae. The transcript has 4 exons. The record is from RefSeq and is a predicted model, not a curated record.
UCCCCUGGCGGGCGAGAAAAACAGCAUUGUGCUUCACUAUUUAAACUUCUAUCUCUAGCUUUUUGCUUCAAAGCUCAAAGGAUACAGGGAUAGAGAAAGAAAAUUACCUAAAAAGGAAAAAGAAAAGAAAAGACAGAGAAAGAGGAAGAGAAUGAGCAAUGGCGACUUCAAAAGGUGAGAGGAGGGUGGUGUUAUUGUGCGGAGACUACAUGGAAGACCACGAGGCCAUGGUUCCCUUUCAAGCACUGCAAGCCUAUGGAGUUGCUGUUGAUGCUGUCUGCCCUGGCAAGAAAGCUGGUGAUGUCUGCCGCACUUGCAUUCAGGAGCCUUCUCCUGGUCAUCAGACAUAUUCUGAAACACGUGGUCACAAUUUUACGGUCAAUGCAACAUUUGAUGACAUUGACUUUAGCAAAUAUGAUGGGUUGGUGAUACCAGGAGGGCGAGCUCCGGAGUAUCUUGCCGUGAAUGAGUCAGUUUUGGAGUUGGUGAGAAAAUUUGCCGAUGCCAAAAAGCCAAUUGCUUCUAUUUGCCAUGGACAACUGGUUUUAGCAGCUGCAGGCUUAGUUAAAGGUCGGAAGUGCACUGCAUUCCCUUCUUUGAGACCGGUACUUGUUGCCGCAGGUGCUCAUUGGGUAGAACCGGAGACCAGGUUGGUGUGUGUUGUUGAUGGAAAUAUGAUAACUGGAGUUACAUAUAAAGGGCAUCCCAAGUUCAUUAGGCUUUUCGUGAAGGCACUCGGAGGCAACAUAACUGGUGCAGAUAAAAGGAUCUUGUUUCUCUGUGGGGAUUUGAUGGAAGAUUAUGAGGUAAUUGUUCCUUUUCAGUCCCUACAAGCUCUUGGGUGCCAUGUUGAUGCAGUUUGCCCUAAGAAGAAGGCUGGUGAUACCUGCAUAACCGCUGUUCAUGAUUUUGAAGGUGACCAAACCUACAGCGAGAAACCAGGCCAUACUUUCUUCUUGACAACUAAUUUUGAAGGUCUAGAUAGCUCCAGCUACGAUGCUCUUGUCAUCCCUGGAGGCCGAGCCCCCAAGUAUUUGGCAUUGGAUCAGACGGUCAUUGCAUUAGUGCAGCAAUUUAUGGAAGCCAGGAAACCACUUGCAUCCAUCUGCCAAGGACAGCAGGUUUUAGCUGCUGCUGAUGUCCUCAAGGGAAGGAAAUGUACUGCAUAUCCUGCUGUGAAGCUUAAUGUGGUGUUGUCAGGAGCAACAUGGUUAGAGCCUGAACCAAUUCAUCGUUGCUUCACUGAUGGAAAUUUGGUUACAGGAGCAGCUUGGCCAGGCCACCCAGAGUUCAUUUCUCAGUUAAUGGUAUUGCUUGGUGUUCAAGUAACUUUUCUUUAAUUGCUGGUUUUCAGGAUUACCCGACGUCUAUAUUUUGUUAUCAAUUGUAAAGAAAUAACAACGUAUCGUUUUCUGUCUAAUGAUACCAAGGUCCUCAUUUGUAUUCAAGUCUGCUUGUGAAUGAAAGUUGUACUGUUACUACCUCUUUGGAAGACAAACUCUUGGUUCGUUUUUCAAUACGAUUAGAUGCUACAGAUCAUGAAAAUUGUUUA